Molecule: messenger RNA, 264 nt
Organism: Malassezia japonica
Lineage: Eukaryota; Fungi; Basidiomycota; Malasseziomycetes; Malasseziales; Malasseziaceae
Exons: 3
Coding region: 1-264 (87 amino acids)
Source: RefSeq, a predicted model, not a curated record
AUGGGAGACUUCUUCUUCUGUAUCCCCAUUGUCUUUGGCUGCCCGGAGAAGACGAAGCAGGAGGGUGACGGCACCCCCUACGUCUGCCCCCGGUGCCACAACGCCCAGGUGGUGGAGGCCAAGACGCGCACCUGGUUCGAGCUGUGCUGGGUUCCUCUGAUUCCUUUCUCGUCAUCGCACAUUUGGCUGUGUGGUAUCUGCCAGUGGCGCGCGCCGCGCGAUGGCGGCUUCCAGCCCCAACCGGCCAUGGGCGGCAAGGCGUAA